GCAGGUUGCAUCGUCGAGAACGUCGACGGCAGCAUGUCACACCUCGGCUACAACGUCUCGUACAAUGACCACUAUGCGCGCCAUCCGUCCUCCUCACCCGUCAUGCACAGGGCCGUCGUCCCCAACUCUAGCACAAGUACAGGCGGUGGUCCCACGCCCUUCAAGGCUCCUGCCCAUAAGCAUGCCCACCAUUUGCACUCCAUACCUCCACGCGAAAAGUCAACGAGGACUCUGAUCAUUGACCAUCUUCUAUGGGUCCAUGCUCGUACACGGUUUGCCCAAGCCCGUGCGGAGUUAGGCAUGACAGACCGCACAGGCGGGCCUACCUCGAGUAACUAUCCGCAUCGUGCGCGUCCAGAGAAUUACGAGGAGGAAGAGGAGAUGUACAGCGACGGUGAGGAUGUUACCCAUCUUCAGGCACGGGCGGGCGGCCCUGGACAUACUCACGGCGAGGAGGAGGACGAGCGAUUUGAUAUGCAGGACCUCACGCUCGCCCGCUCGCUGAGACAGCGGGCGGAAGGCGUAGAGAAGGUAGCGACGUCUAUGCUCGACCAGCCUCCGGAACUCCCACCUAUACACCCGGACGACCUGCUCGAUCCCCCUACUUCUCCCCAGCUGCGUCCCCAAGCACCGCAGCGACAUCCACAUAAGCUACCGAAUGGCGUCCGACUGCGACUGACGGUCGCCACUGUGAUUAAUGACCUAUUCUCUCGGAAAGCACCCACCCCCUACGUCCGCCCCUCCGGCUCUACAUCGUCCGCCCCUCCGCCAGUCUCCACAUUCCCGUCUGCUCUCAUACCGCUAAAUGCUAUUUCAUCUGGUGCCAACCCGGAUUACCGCAGGCUUGUCCCCAAUCAAUACAUCCGUUCCUUGUAUGACAUCGGCGCCGAUCCCGAUACCCAGAAUUCACCACCUUCCCUGCGCUGUCCCCGACAUCUACACAUGGGCUGUGAGAUCUGCGUAGAAGCGAAAGCCCCGCCUCCUCGCAUGGGCCAGAACCGAACACGCGGCACCCAGGGACGAGCAGGAUCUACAACGGGCAGCAGUCCUGGCGAUGCGCCCCCCAGCGGCGUACCCGGGAGCAAUGGGCUUGUAGGUGGGGUGACAGGGUGGCUGGACGGUAGUGGGAUAGGCUCCGGAUUGGCGCGGCCGGGUGAACAGGGUACGCUUCUGCGACGGCCGACGGACGCUCGCGAGGCAGUCUAUGCAACCAACAACGAGGAUGGCACGCCACAAAUGUUCAACACAAAGCUCGCAGAGCUGAUCGUGCGUUUCAUGCGGCUCAGUGCGCUCGUAGCAAUGGAGCUUGGAAGAGAGGCGACGGAAGACAGAGCAUCGGUGGAUGGGGGUGACAGCCGGCGGGACGAGGAGGGAGCUGCGGGUGCCGGGUCAUCCACGGCGGGGCCUUCGCAAACUGGACGUCCCCCGACAUCCCCACAGACAUCUCCACGAACGUUGACACAACGUAAUCUCGCAGAGGCUGGGUUCUACUACUAUGCCCUGCGUCCGUCGCGCGAAUGGUACUACUUGUUCGCUGGUCUCGUCACCCGUGCGGUUUUCGAGGGCUACAUGACAGCCGGGUGGCGCGGCACAGAACCUCUCGAGCUGCUACUAGGUAUCGGCUUGGGCACGAACCUAGACCCAGGCGCUCGCCCACAGAGUGCUGCAAGGUCAAGGGAUGCUACCAAUGGUGCGAAAAAUGCUGAGUCCGACGAAGAAGAGGAGGAAGAGGAGGACGAGUUCGGGGAGUUCGACCCGGAUGAUCUCCCCGACCUCGAUGAGGCGGCGCGUGUGCUGUUCCCGUCACUGAGGGAUUUACUCAACGGUGCGUCCGGAGCACCCCGGAGAGAGGGUGCGGAGCUCGAGUACGAGCUCGAGAUGAGGGAGCGGCUGCAGCGCUUCUAUGACGUUCCACCAUCGACGCCUGACCUGGCGACACACAUGGAAGAUCUUCAGUGGCAGUACCCUGCAGAGGCAGUCGAGCGCGCCGCUGUUCGUUUUUGCGAGGCCAUCGCGCGGUGGCGAGGAAAGCCGGAGCUCGAAACGUACAAAAAGGCACCGUGGAUUGUCAGCCAGCGGGAGCGCAGGGCGAGCGGGACAGCCAUGUCAAUUGACGCUCUUGUGCACUCGAACCCUACCAGCCCCUCGAAUAAUCACGCCACCCCUCCGAACAGGCAGCCGUCUGGACAGCAGUUCAGACCAGAGCCGAGGCAGCGCAAGCCUCCCAUUGAGAAAUACUUCACUCAGCCGCAGUCGCUCAUCAUGCAAAACCGCAAGCGGCGCCGGUCGGAUGAAGAUCGGGGAGAUGAGGGUCGGAGGCUCCCGCCCGCGGUGUUCACUUGAGAUCAAGCGUUGGUAUCAAGGAUUGGGGAACUAGUGAGUUUGUUGUACUAUACGCGUGUUCGACUGCCUGUCUUGUUGUAUAUGCUGUGUGUGACAUUUUGACGAUGUUCAUGUAUAGUAGGAUAUGGUAGAAGACGAUGAUGCCUUUGAUCAAGAUACUCACCUCGCUGCAGCC
This is a messenger RNA of Fomitopsis serialis, 2518 nucleotides long. RefSeq lists its product as uncharacterized. Bases 34 to 2343 code for a protein of 769 amino acids. The transcript is spliced from 3 exons. The record is from RefSeq and is a predicted model, not a curated record. NCBI's taxonomy places the organism in Eukaryota, Fungi, Basidiomycota, Agaricomycetes, Polyporales, Fomitopsidaceae.